UGUUGCUGGUUCCCUGAAUGCGUUGAUCUCACACAGCGCCAAGCGCCAGACAAGAGUGUGAUCUAUCUCUGAAUCGCUCCAAGUUGGAAUAGACCACAUCAGAAUCGGGAGCAAAAUGAGUGCGUUAUAGCCUACAGAGUGAGAGAGUGAGGGAAACAGCCGAUAGAGGUUCCGCGCCUCCUGGGCGCUUGGUGGGCACAUGAUCAGGGCCGGUUGGACUAUGCUGUCAAGCCGCUCUGUGAUGGUGGAGUGCGGGUAGUGAGUGCUGGGGCUCCGGGACACGGUGGUGCAAAAGCGGCUCUCCAGAAAGCCAUCAUGACUGGGCUGGAUUUUCCCUCCGGACAUGUAAAAUUGCUUAUAGUUCAGUAAUAAGACAUUUCACACAGAACUCUGGGAAAUGUUUUCUUUUGAUUGCAAAACAACGACCAAUUAGAAUUGUGCAGGUUGCCGGUGGAUUUCUAUCGAAUGGGAUCUUGAAAGGACACUCCAAACUGUGCGUCCCGGGACAUUUGACGAACUGGAAUAAUGAAGUGGACGAAGAAGAUAGUUAUGUGUUUAUUUCAAUUUUCAUAAGCCUUGUGAUCUCUGUCAUCAUAAAUCAAAGGAGGGGUUUUUGUCAAGUUUGUAAAGAAGAUAUUUGCUUAGAAAACUUUGGAAUAUGAUAUUAUAUCAAAGUCACAUUGCAAGCGAAAAAUAUUUUGUAUCAUUUGUAAAUUAAAGGAAUAAACAAACGCCUAUAGAAAUAGACGGAAACGAGCAAGGACAGACUGUAUUUUAUUGCUUCGUUGUCCUCUCCGGUUUAUUUUCGCCACAACACUUUAGGGACAAGUUGGAUAUUGGAAAAAACUAUGAGAACUUAUUGGGUGAGUGAACCGAUUUAAGAUCCAUUGGCUACGUUUUAAAUCAGAACUUUUAUGAUAUCAAAAUAUCUAUCGGGGGAUUCUCUUCUAUUUUCGUUUUUGUCCUCUUUUUUUGUGUGGAGAUUCACAGAAAACCAGACUAAAGCUAGACUGCCUAUGCCAGGCGAGCUGGCUGUCAUGCAGGAUUGAUAUCGGGAAGUAUGUUUGGGCUGGAGCAGUUUGGUUCUCAGAUUAAUAGCAUAAACCCUGGCCAGUCAGAGAGAAACAUAAACCAGCCAAGACUGAACAUGAGCUCCCAUUACAAAAGCCCUGGCUUUCAUACCGGAGGCCCGCCGGGAGCCGUAGAGCCGGGCAUGGGCCCUUUGAACGAGCCUCCGAUGCUCGGGCUCAAUAUGAACAUGAAUGGGGAGCAGUACGGUGGCUUUCACCCGCGGGGCCACUCGGACAUGCAUGCAGGCAGCGGACUCCAGCAGCAACAGCAGCAGCAAGGACCCAUGCAUGGAUUUUUCAACAACCAGCAACCUCAUCAAGGCCAUCCCCACGGCCACCAGUCUCACCCUCACCAACACCACCCUCAUUUCAAUGGGAACUUUGGAGGCCCAGACCCAGCAUCAUCCUGUCUGCAUGGUGGCAGAUUGAUGGGCUACAACAACAGUGGCAUGGGGCCUCAGCAGGGCUUUGGAGAGGGGUUUGACCCCAUCGCUGAGGGCCAAGCAGGGGACGGCUUCUCCCAGCAGCAGCAGCAGCAGCAGCAGAGAUCUGGUAACAUGUCUGAGUUCCAGCACAACGGCCCCCCUAACGGCAACCACGCUGUUCCUGCCCCCUGUCUACCCUUGGACCAGUCACCUAACCGGGCAGCAUCCUUCCAUGGUCUGCCCUCCUCUUCCUCCUCAGAGACCCAUGGUCUGGAGCCUCGACGGAUGCCCAAUCAGGGUGCUGUGGAGGGAUUAGAGUAUAAUUUCCCCAGCGAACCCCCAACUGGACAUUUUGAAGUACCUGUAUUUUCCCCCUCAGAAUCAGAGUCUCAGCUUCCCCACUUUGGGCCAGGAAGGCCGGUGGCCGGUGGCAGUUUCCCUGGAAACCCUGCCAUGGCUCGGACACCGGGUAUACAGGGCAUCUCCAAAGGGCACCAGCAGCCACCCCCACAGCCCCAGCAGUCUCAGCCUCCCCCACAGCACGGAGUGUUUUUUGAGCGCUUUGGGAAUGGCCGUAAGAUUCCCGUGGGGAUGGAGCUGGGGGUCAGUGCUAGACACCCUCUCAUGCAGCAGCAGCAAGCUGGUUUGAUAGCGCGACAGAACUCAUGCCCCCCAGGCCUCCCCCGGCCUCCCCAGUCUGAGCCGGGCUCCAUUAACCCCAACAUGCUGGACGGUGGUGUCAUGAUGCCUGUCCAACACAACCAGUUUGAAUAUCCUAUUCACAGACUGGAAAAUAGGGGCCUGCACCCCUAUGGGGACCCCAUGUUUAAUAUGCAACAGCCGGCUCCCCCUCCUCCCGCCCAACAGCCUCCGAAUCAGAGGCUGCAACAUUUUGACUCUCCUUAUAUGAACAUGGCUAAAAGGCCUAGAUUUGAGUUCCCUAACGCACACGGAGGGGAGAAUUGCGGCACGUGGGGUAGUGGCAUGCACAAUGUGCAGGGCAUGGAGAACCACCUCUCUCCCUCGGCCUACCCUGGCCUACCUGGGGAGUUCACGCCACCUGUGACAGAUGGUUUCCCCCCGGGUCCACUCCAGCACGCUGGGCCUGAGCAGCAGUCUAUGCAGCAGCGGCAGAAUGCGGCCAUGAUGAUCAAGCAGAUGGCCUCUCGGAACCAGCAGCAGAGGAUGAGGCAGCCCAGCCUGCAGCAGCUGGGUCACCAUGGCGACGUACCUCCAGGCCCCAUGGUUCAUGGAGGCCCAGUGGGGAGCAUGCCUCAGCCCAACUUUGACAGGGAGAAUGGGGGCAGGAUGCCCAACUUUGAGGGUCAGAACCCUCAUAUAACUCAGGAGAACUGGUUCCCCGGUUCUCACCCACCAGGAGAGAUCAUGUCGCGGCGUAUGGGGGUAACAGGUGGGGAGGCUGUAGCCCACGACAUGGGGCUGCAGCAGAACGGAGUCGGUAUGAUGUUCAGGCCGGGCAUGAAUGGGAUGGGCAUGCAGGAGCCAAUGAGGAUACCUGGAGAUGGACACGUACAGGCUCUCCACUCUCCUGGUAUGCACCCCCAGUUUGGCAACAACAUGGGCAAUCUCUCCCAGAUGCAGUCCCCCGGAGCCGGGGUAGGACACCCCAACGCACCAUCAGAGAGGCGGCCGACUGACUUCCCUGCCGGGCCUCCCAUGGGAUCUCAAUCAACGUUUCCUUAUGGAGGGGUUAACCGUCAGGGGGCACCACAUAGCAAUCCCCAGGGGGUGAACACCUCACCAGGGAGCUACCCUCCACAGUCUGAGUUCCCCCCAGGCCAGCGAUCCUCUGUCAGUAAACUUGGGGCACUCUCCCUGGGGAACUUUAGCAAAACCAGCACUAAAGACAAUGUUUUUGGACAGAGCUGCCUGGCGGCCCUUUCCACAGCCUGCCAGAACAUGAUAGCUAGCCUAGGGGCCCCCAACCUAAACGUAACAUUCAACAAGAAGAACCAAAAUGAGGGCAAGCGAAAACUGAGUCAGACGGAGCAGGACAUUAAUAGCAGCACAGUUAACGGGACCGGCAGUGCUGGUCCUGAGUAUUUUCAGAGUGGCACUUCCCAGAACAGCCAGAUGCCUGGCAACGGGAAUAGCAACAUUAAACCUGCAGGUCAAAACCAGACGCUGCAGGGGGAAGCCAGUGCCCUCUCCCCAAAUUACAACAUGGACGCUACCCCAUGCAGUGAGGGGAAAGCAGCAACAGGGAACGGGAGAGGGAGAGGGAGGAGAAAAAGGGACAGCGGGCAUGUGAGCCCUGGGAUCUUUUUUUCCUCUGACAGCGGAAACCCUGUUGUAAGUCCAGGCCAGCAACCCCCUUCAGCUGGCGUUGGGGAGAGGGGUGGGGGUACGCCCCAUGAGAAACCCCUCCCAUCCCCCUCCUGGGGAAAAGGAGGUGACCUUAUGCUGGGGGACCAGGCAGACCUGAUGUCUUCUCUGGACAGUGGCAUUCAGAGUGUCACCAAGUCUAACAGUAACUCACCGCGCAUAGAUUUUCCUGAUGAUGUCAGCGCCCACUACGGCAACGAGGAUGAGGUGUCCUCUAGCUCAGAUGCAGGAGGUGCUCCUGCCUCCAAGCCCAACCGCAGCCCGCACAUCACCGGCUCACCCAAGCUGCAAAGGGGGGAACAGGGCCUGAUGAAUGGGCAGAAGCCCCUAGGCAUGCAGGACAUCACCAAUCACACUACCUCGACACCCGACAGCUAUGGACUGAGUGCUGGUGUGGGGACAGGUGGCAAUGGAGUUGGUCACCCGGGCACACCUGGGAUGGAGCAGGUACGCACUCCAUCCAGCACCUCUGGCCAGGAUGACAUCCACCCUCUGGAGAUACUGCAGGCCCAGAUCCAGCUGCAGCGCCAGCAGUUCAGCAUCUCAGAGGACCAGCCUCUGGGCAUGAAGAAUGGCAAGAAGAGUGGUGACUGUCUCUCACAGAACGGAGACAAUGAGCUGGCGAGCUGCAGCCCGGAUGCUGGGAAGGGCUCAAUGGGCACCAUUGACCUUGACACUCUGAUGGCAGAGCAGCACGCCACCUGGUACGUGCCCAGUGACAAGGCCCUGAUGGAUGGGCCAGAGGACGACAAGGCCAUGGCACCCUGGGAAAAAAACAAGAGCCAGAAUAACAGCAAAGAAGUUUCCUAAGCGCGUCUUGCAGCCUGAGGGGGAGGUGUGUGUGUACGAGGGGAUGGCUGAAGGGAGAGAGUUUACUAGAGAAGGGGUGAGGAGGAGCGACCGGGCCAAGGCCUGCCUGCCUGGGCAAGUUUUUUUCCUUCUUGUUGCAGGCCAGGGAACAGAGAGGAAAUUCAAACCAAAAUAACCCCUGUGCCCUCGCUUGAGAAAUGUGCCCCCUCCAUAUCCACCCUUCUCUGAGGGGAAAGGUCAACCUGUGGCAGUGGGGUUGAGUGGGGGUCGGAGAAGGCCUCCCAUGCCAUACUCCCCCACACCAACUACCAACCCCCAGGCCACCAUCAGAUACCUGGGUCAUACCUCCAGUAGUUCCCGUAUUCCUCGCACAGGGAUUCCUGUAGCCCCUCACCAAGCUAGUUGAAAGCAGAUAACUUAAUGAUUUUGUAUAUAUAUUUUGGUGAUUGUGAUUUAAUGUGAAGCCUUGCUCUGCUGGUCGGUCUGCUUAGUGCAGUAGAGAGGCGCCGGAUCACAUGUCCUGCUCUUAGGUACCAUGAUCCUUCAAGGAAACGUGUUAAAGACCUAAAUGACUAACCUUUAAAGUAUGCUCUAUGAUAACAGAAAUGUUACAUCGUUUUUCUGUGUUCUUUACCAUCACUCCUUAGAUUGUCGAAAAAACAGACUUUGUAUCUGUGCAUUGUGCUCCCGAACUUAGAAUCUUCUCUCAUGUCCUUAGUGUUAGUUUUUUAUCAUAGUGAUCCUAUCAUAGUGAUCACAUGAAAUGUGUCUUCUAAUGUCUAAUUCUAUGGUUGUUAUGCUACAGGAAUCUGAUCUGAAUUCACUCACUGUCAUAGGAGCAGAGGCCUCUAGGUGUUUUCACCAGAGAGCUGGUUUGUGUUCGGUGAGGGUAAGGCCGAGCCCCGGGGAGCACAGGGUUAAAGGUGAAGUGUCGUCAUAGAGGUAUAGCUUGGGAUAGAAUGGACCUCGGAAAUCAAUGUGACGCCACUGUGAAAUUCUCUGGCUCCGAAAGAGAGACCAGCGAACACCAAGACACACAUAUACAUAGUCUUAUUUAGUAUAUACUUUGUUUCUAAUGCACACAUCUGCACAGGGACUUGGUACACAAUGUGCAUUUAACUAUCAUAACACUUCAUUUUUAACUGCAUUUACAACAUAAUAAUUACCAUUAGCUUCAUCAGUUUACAUUAAUCGUUGAAUAAAAUGUUUAGGUUGACAAUUAUAGUUAGAUUGUGAGAAUAUGACAUUUAUUGUCGUUCAAACAAGGAUUCCUUCCCAGUGUUGUUUACAGACUUAGAGACGUGCACUAGAUUCAGGCCGUCAGCAUCCGACAUAUUGGUGUCAGCCAGACAGAAAAACCGAAACAGAGCAGUGUGCUGUGUGUGUGUGUGUGUGUUCUCUUCACAGCACGCUAGUGGAAAGCGUUGUUCAUCUGUGUAUAUCGUCACGAGCUGUGUCUGUGUGUCUGUGUGACGGCUCUAUAAGCCUACGUGGAGGAGUCCCACUGUAAAUCACACACGUUUAGAAAGAGGAGAGGAAUAGAGGUGGAUUAAAAAACGAAGCGUUUGAAUUGCCAUGGUUACCUUUUUUGAGGUGUAAUAUGGUUAGGGAUAUUUAACUGUAUUUGUGGUUCAGCUUAGUUGGUUGUGAUAUUAUUGUUUUCUUCUUUAUUGGGUAUUCGCCCUGUGUGAUGCUAAGCACUUGUUCUCUGAGAUGAAUAGCCUAUCACUGAGAUAUCACUGUGGAUAUGAACAGUACGCUGCAUGGCAAAAUAAUGCGAGUCAUUGAACAGCCUUAACAAGGUUUUAUUGAAAAGAGAUUCCACAGCUUGUAAAAUGUCACGGUGAUUUGGGAUUUAGGCCUGUGUGAUGUAGAAUUUCACACUGCCGUUUCCACUUUUGAACAAAUAUGGUGCCGUGGAUAAUGCUUAACAUUUAAGUGUAGCGUGUAGAUUUUCCACCAAAAUUCCAUCUCUCUCGGCUCCCAGGGUAUUACCUAGAAAUAUCCACAGAUACACUACAAUUGACUGGCUUACUCCUUAAAUGGAGAGCUUUGUAUUUUUUCAAGGAAAAUGUUUUUCUGCUUGUAAUAAUACAAUUUGAGAGGUACAGUGUUUUGAUUAUAAAAAUAUUUAAAAAAUGUAACUAGGAAACUGGUGGCAAUCACUACAUUGUAAAUGAUUGUUUAUGUGAAAGUAUCAUUGGUAAUGCUAAUGUUUUUAUUUUGAUAAAUAAAGUAACGUGGUCACAUGAGCACACGUCUGAGCAUGGCUCUGGGACAGUGGGAGUGGAUGCUUUUGACUGUGUGUUUACAGUCCUUGUCCUUGCAUGUAUGAGGCUGGGGGCCAUGUCUGUCUGUUUUGGGACCGUGCAGACUGUGUGUGGAGCGGCAGCUGAGGGCUGGUGUGGAUAUGGCAGCAGUGGCGGUGGUUGGCGGUGUGUUUUGUGGCUGUGUUGUCAGAUUGCUGUGUGUCAGCAGAGAGCCAGGGGAACGCUUGGCUGCCUAUUCAGGCCGGUGUGGACCCUGCUGUGCCCAGCUACCAUGGGCUGUCGGCGGGUGCUGGAGGGCACAGUGCUGGGGAUGGGGGUGGGGGGUAGGUGGAAGCACUUGGAGAGGGGGUUGUGGUCCAGGCUCACUGAGUGUGGGUGUCAGCCAUGCAGAGGUGUAUGGCAGGGCCCUCUGGCAAACGCUGGCUCUUGCCACCAUCACCACUAAUCCCCACACCCACAACUCCACACACCCGUCCCCUCCCCCUCUGCCUUCCUCUCUCCCCCACCGUCGCUCCGCUUAGACUCCAGAGUCCUUGGGUGAUUUGUGCGGAGGAGGAGGGAGAGAGAUGCGGGAGCGGCGGGAGCUUGGCUGCGUGACCUUUUACCAAAUCCCUCCGCUUUUCCAUUCCAGUGGUCGCUGCCCAGACAGGCUGGGGGGCAAGGCUGCCUCACUACCUCCCUGCCUUCCCGGCCCUAGCCUGUCCACCCUGCCUCCUUCACUCUCUGUCCUGACCUGGCCUUGUUUCUCUGGCUGUGUGUUGUUAACACCAUGUCAUAGUUGCUCCAGGGAAGUAAAGGAAGGGAGAAAUAUAUACAGAGAGAGUGAGAAAAACAAAAAAGCAUUUGGGAAGACAGAGUAGCGAUAAUAAAGGAAAGUGUGACACAGAGACUGUUUUGAGGUCAGAGUAUCUUUUCUCUUCUUCUCUCUCUGUUCUGUCACUUUGUUGAGUAGUGAGGUGGGCAGAUCAGAGUAGUGAUGGUGUGAUGUACAGGCCCUGUGCCUAGAGCAGAGUGUGUAUCAUAGUCUCCUGUCUCUGACGCCUGUACCUCAGCAUGUCUGAGCUAUUUAGAGCUUGUCUGUCUCUGCGGCUACGCUCCCACUCAAAGCAGUAGUAACAACCUGGGGCUGAGGAACACAGCAGAACAGUGUUUUGAGUGCUAAGGACAGAUGGGAAUAGCCUGAUUGAUUUUUACAGCAGGUAUCCACCAUGUUCACGCACUCUUUUUUUAGAAUGCUCAGAGCAUGCUUGGAGGCAGACCCCAAACGCAUGAUGCAAUGCUGCAGUCACCAAUGGGGCUUACUGAAACCAGCGAUAGUAAGAGUCUGACAACCUCUCUCUCCCGUCAUCUCUACCUCUAACUCCUUGCCCUUCUCUCCUUCCUGCCCCUCCUACUCUCUCAGAAUGCUGCUGGUCUAUAUCAUGGCAGAUGCGUAUAAUUUAGGCUAGCACUUUCUGUCCUCGUCAAUCUACCUCUCGCAAAUGUUUUCUUACACAACACAUGCGAUUUGACUCAGAGGAUGGAUUAUGCAUCUCAACCGGCAGCGUUCCCCAUGUCCCUCUAGAAUUGCACGGCUGAUUUUUAUACAACCUUCGAUAAACCUAUAUAUGGAUUUUCUGGAAGCUUGGUUCCAUUUAAUAUGGGUUUGACACCUUGGUGACGUGGGGUCGAUUCUGCAGCAGGGUCAUUAUACCCGUAAAUUAGGUCAUGCAGAGUUAAAGGUCAGCCUCCUCACAGCCCUCUGACCUCAUGACCAGAGGUUAGGGAGGAGUGCUCCCCAUUUGCACGGGUGACCGGGACUGACAGUGUGUGUGUGUGUGUGUGUGUGUGCGUGUGUGUGUGUGUGUGCGUGGUCCUCAUAGGCAAGGAGAAGGUGGGGGAUGGGUUUAGAGCGUUGUCGUUUUCCAGCCUGCAGGAUGGGGGUGGGAGAGGGAGAAGGAGAGGGGUUGUUGAGGUCAUUUUACUGCACCGAUUUUGAGUGGGAUGAGAAUUAGGAUCUAAUUUAUGAUUAAUUCUAGUGUUGACAUAUUGACUGAAGAUGUUUAUUUUGGUUGUUGAGGAUGAAUGAAUGUAUCCUUAAUGUUCCUCAGUGCUGGCCCACUCACUAACCCUCUCCUCUCUCUGUGUUUGUUUCUCCUGUGCAGAGUCAGAGCUGUCUCAGAGUAAGGCUGGAGUAGGGGUGGGGGCCCCGGGGCCCGGAGGGGGCAAUGGGGGGAGCCACCUGCAGUGCCUGUCCGUCCACUGCACAGAUGAGCUGGGGGACAGUAAGGGCCGAGGGGGGCCCGUCUCCUCUUGGCGCUCCCUGCACUCCGACAUCUCCAACCGCUUUGGGACCUUCGUGGCUGCCCUGACCUGAACACAACCAGGGCAGCCCAGGAGAUGGAGGGAAGAUCAGAAGAAAGAGAGAGAGAGGGGGGAGGGGGUGGAGAGAGUCAGAGGCAGAUGAUAAUGAAGACGACAGCAAUGAUGAGGAUGAUAUAAAGGUAUUGAUGAUGAGGAUGACAUAAAGGUAUUGAUGAUGACGUAAAGGUAUUGAUAAUGAGGAUGAUGUAAAGGUAUUGAUGAUGUAAAGGUAUUGAUGAUGAGGCGUCUACAUUGGCUCUCGCCUGUUCAGGGAGAGAAGGACAUAUACACAAUCAUACACACAGAUCAACACAUACACACUCAUGCUCACACACACUCACACACACUUUUGGGCACAAACACAUACACACUCACUCAUGCAUCGCUGGACUAUACAGCUUGGGCUCUAUUCAGUGGUGCCCACAUCUGGGAAAACCUCAAAUCAUCCUUUUGGUUUUUUGUUGUUUUUUGAAGAAAACAGGAGAAAUGUCAAUGGAGGAAAGGAAAAAACUCAAACUGAGAAAACAGAAAGACAAAAUGUCCUUGGCUGUAUUGGGAUAGCAGUGUUGAGUCUCUGUUCUGUUACAUUCUUUAGACAUGAAAGUUGUCUCUUAGUAUUUCGGAGCUCUGUGAUUAAUACCCCAUCCUCACCAGCUGUACCCUGUACCUGUACUCAGUGACCUCCUAGCCGUGGUUCUCUCUGUGGGUUGGAGGUGGUACCACCCACCAAGCCUGCCCCCAGCCUAGUGUAUAGAUCACUGGGACAUGGCUUGGGUAUGGCCUCAAGCAGAACCACCCUGACCCAUAUUCACCCGUUGAGGGACUCUGGUCAUCUUUGUCAGCCAGAGUUUGGAGGAUAUGUGUGUGAACCAGCCCUUCCUCCCUCCCAUGGCUCUCAGGGGUACAGGGAGAGGAGAGCAGCCCUCUCACCAGGACCUCUCCCUCAGACCUGGAACCCCAUUGUUACCCAGAGACACAGGAACCUGAUGAGAUUUGGACCUUUUGAGACACUGUACCUCACAACCUCACCAGGCCAUCCUCCUGGUCCAAUAGAACUGGUCUGGACCCUGAAACAGGGGGAGGAAGAGUGGGAGGGAGAUGGAGAGAGAAAUAGUUUAUUUUUGGUGUGGGUAUCUGCAAAAAGGGAUUCCUGAAUACAAAUUCCUCUCUUUCACUCAUUUUCUCUUUUAUUUAGCUUGGGCUCCAACACAGUUAUACAAUACAGCCAAUGUAAACUGUAGGGGAGGUCAAGGAACCAUUUAAUAAGGGAAUUGAAAAAAGGAAUAUUGGUAUUGCACAUGUAAAAUAAGAGAACAUUUGCUGUGUGUUAGGCAAUCUUGUAACCUUUAAAUAAAGCUUCUGUUGAAUUUGAAUUUGUGAAACAAUAGAUGGAGGCCUGUGACGGCAUCUUACCAACGGUUUCUUUUUGUUUUCUUUUUUUAAUAAUAUGUAAAGUGCAGUCGUCUGUUUUCCUGCAUAUUGUAUAUAUCUGUAUAUGUUUUAUUGAGUAACUAAAUAACAAUAAAUAUGACGUUAAUGGUGAA
Messenger RNA from Oncorhynchus kisutch (coho salmon), 10808 nucleotides. Its product is annotated as transcriptional activator MN1. Lineage: Eukaryota; Metazoa; Chordata; Actinopteri; Salmoniformes; Salmonidae. The transcript is spliced from 2 exons. Gene Ontology annotation, biological process: regulation of DNA-templated transcription. Bases 1061 to 4651 code for a protein of 1196 amino acids. The record is from RefSeq and is a predicted model, not a curated record.